This is a messenger RNA of Colletotrichum phormii, 837 nucleotides long. RefSeq lists its product as uncharacterized. The transcript has 4 exons. The record is from RefSeq and is a predicted model, not a curated record. Bases 1 to 837 code for a protein of 278 amino acids. Lineage: Eukaryota; Fungi; Ascomycota; Sordariomycetes; Glomerellales; Glomerellaceae.
AUGCCCGGAAGACUAGAAGGAAAGAAUAUCAUUAUCACUGGUGCCGCUGGUGGUAUUGGGCUAGAGGCUUCAAUUCUCAUGCUGAGAGAGGGUGCCUCCAUCCUAAUGACAGAUCUCAAUCAAGAAAUCCUCGACAAGGCGCUCGAACGAGUGAGAGACGUCGUAGCAAACUCUUCCGGACAUCUCGAAACUCGCGUCGUAGACGUCUUAAACGAGUCCGAAGUCGAACAGGCCGUCAAUCACCUAGACAGCUGGGGCGGCCUCGACGUCAUCUUCAACAACGCUGGCAUCAUGCACCCCCGUGACGGCGACGCGCACGAGUGCCCCUCCGAAAUCUGGGACAAGACGUUUGACAUCAACGUCAAGGGCGUCUGGUACGGAAACAAGCAUGCAGUGAGGUCCCUCCGGAAGCACGGCAAGACAAAGGGUAGCGUCAUCAACACCGCCAGCAUGGUCGCCAUCGUCGGAUCAGCCACGCCGCAGUUGGCGUAUACCGCGAGCAAGGGUGCGGUCAUGGCCCUGACUCGGGAGCUGGCAAUUGUUCAUGCCAGAGAAGGUUACCGCUUCAACACCAUUUGCCCGGCGCCAUUGAACACUCCCAUGCUUCAGGACUUCUUGGGCGACGACCGUGCCAAGCGGUUCCGGAGAGAGGUACACUUUCCCACCGGUCGCUUCGGCGAGGCCAUCGAGCAAGCGCAAUCAGCUGUUUUCCUCGCCAGUGACGGGAGCAGCUUCGUAAACGCACAUGACAUGGUUGUGGAUGGCGGAUUGACUAAGGCUUAUGUGACCCCAGAGGGACCAGCAACCGAGGCGCCGCGUAAUCUGGGAAAGAUCUGA